Molecule: messenger RNA, 1455 nt
Organism: Phaedon cochleariae (mustard beetle)
Lineage: Eukaryota; Metazoa; Arthropoda; Insecta; Coleoptera; Chrysomelidae
Source: the annotation of a GenBank genome assembly
AUGAAAAUACAAAUUCUGGUGUUAUGUUUGUUAGCAAGUUCGGCAUUUUCAGCAUCACACCACCCCAUCCUAAUCGUCGUCUCAUACGAUGCUUUCAGGUACAAUUUCUUUGAUACCAAACUGGUACCCAAUAUGGAAAGGCUGAAGUUCAAUGGGACAUACUCAGACUACUUGGUCAAUGUUUUUCCUACUAAAACAUUUCCUAAUCAUCAUUCCAUAGCGACAGGAUUGUAUCCUGAAGUUCAUGGAGUUAUAGGCAACACCUAUGUAGACCAAAAGUCCCUCAAAGUUGUUAAAAUGGGAUUCGAAAUGUAUAACUACAGCAAUGAUGUAAUACCAAUUUGGAGGUGGAAUGAAGACCAGGGAGAUGGUAGACAUUCAGCAACAAUGAUGUGGCCUGGUGCUGAUUUUCCUUAUCAGGGAAAGAACAUAACUUACAGACAAUCAUUCAAUGCCAGUGUUGAUUGGUUCAGCAGAGUAGAUACAUUGAUAUCAUGGCUGACAAACUCAGAAAAGCCAGCCAAUUUGGUAAUGUUUUACAUAGAAGAACCAGAUACCCAUGGGCAUGCUUUUGGUCCAAACUCUAAUACUGUUCAUGAAUUAUUACAAAAACUUGACAAUGUUACUGCCUAUUUGGAGAAAAAAUUAGAAGAGCACAAAUUGACUGAAAAAGCUAAUGUCAUUCAUCUAAGUGACCAUGGUAUGAUUUCUGUUACUCCACCUUAUUUUAUCAAUAUCACACAGUAUAUUAAAAAUGGAACCUAUGAGUGGGCAGGAGCUACACCCUGUAUACAAAUUACUCCUAAUGCUGGUUAUGAAGACAAUAUUUACAAUUCCUUGAAAGAGGCUUCAGUGACCAAUGGUCACUUCAAAGUGUACAAAAAAGAGGAUUACCUCAAGAGAUGGCAUUAUAAAAAGAAUCCCAGAUCACCACCAAUUUUAAUAAUGGCUGAUGAGGGAUAUGCCCUAGAUGACCUGAUAGUUGCAGCUCCCAAAUAUGCAAAAUUUUAUAAUUUUACAUUGACGAACACUUCGGAAUUCGGCGUCCACGGCUACGACAACGACGUCGUCGACAUGCAUCCCUUCUUCAUGGCGCGUGGACCUCGCAUCAAACUACACCAUCGCGUCACGCCAUUUAGUACUGUCGACCUGUACAAUCUCUUCACUGAGAUACUCAGAUUGCCUGCUCGGGCCAAUAACGGCUCGAUGGGGAAUAUUGUAGACAUUUUGGUAGAUGGAGGCGGGAGGUAUGGAGUAGGAGUGGGAGUUGUCGUAGGCGGAGUGUUGCUCGCUCUGAUAAUCGUAGGCCUGGCGGCCGGCCUCACCCUGUACAUCAUAAAAGUCCGUCAGAAUAUCAGGACGGCGGCCGCCCUAAAUAAACGGUUUCCGCAAACGUUCCAAAAUAGCGGCAUCGAGGCGCAACAUUUGCUGGAGUCUGAAGAUGUGCAAGCGUAA